AUGCCCUUCAACCUCCUCGGGCUAGAAGAUGUCCCAGUUCACGGAUCGGGUUCAGGAUCGAGUAGACGCAGGUCGUCUUCUUCAUCCUCCUGUGGCUCCGGCUCUUCCUCUUCGUGGUCACCUCCCGAUACGCCCACUCCAAUGCACAAUGCUCCUCUGAACGGUAAAGCCAAUCUACAACCUGGUCGUUUGGCCAAGGACCAAGGGAUAUUCUCGUUCUCUGUUCCAAUCGUUAAAAGGCAGAGACAAACUAAGAGGGUAGUCUCCGGAUCGUUAUUUAGGAACUAUAGGGUAUCUACGCUUGAUGAUUAUGAGGAUGAAGAUACUGAAUUGGAUGAAGAUGAUUUAGAAGUCGGAACGGUCUUAAGUGAUGUCGAGAGUAAUCUGAAUCCCCCUACGAAUUCGGAGAACGGUGGGACGACUGGAGCAGUUGAAGCUGAAGGUGAUGAAGUAGAUAUGUUCUUGGUUAGUAAUGUACCUUCAUCACCUUUGACUAUAGGUUGGAGCGAUAGGAAAGGUAAAAAGAGAUCAAGAGAAUACGAAUACGACUACGACGAAUUCAUGCAAGAAGGAGAUGAAGAUCAAGAUGGGGAUGAUGAGAUGGAGACUGAGGGUCUGCUGAGUGUUAAGCAAAGAGGGAAAAGAGCUAUGAAGUAUUCUAAACAAAGUCCUACCUCUAUCUAUCCUAAGGAAAAGUCUUCUGCUCUUGGAUCGGACUACUCGGUCGUAGGGAAUAUCUGCGAUAAGAUGGGUGGUCUUCACGCUUCUAGUACCGUAUUCGCUAUGAACGUUGAUUUCCCCCUUCCCUCUUCCGAGCCUCCUCUAAGAGAGAAACGUCCCGAUCUCUUAGCCUAUCAGUUGGCAUCUGAAAAAGCUAAAGCUGGCGCUGGCCUUAGCCGUAGAUCAAGAGAUGUAAAGAGAAGACUCGGCAGGAAACGAGGUCAUACUCAGACCAAGAAAUGCUUCCAACGACUCACAGCGAGUGAAGAUCCCUUGGUCAAUUUACCCGCAUUUCAAAACUGGAAACCUAUCAGCUUCAAGACCAAGACUUCACGGGUGGUAUCCUCCGCUUCGUCUUCGGCGAUGGACAUCUCAGAGGACGAGCAAGAUGAAGAAGAUCAAUUGCUGGUAGAUCAAGAGAUGAAGAGUCUUUCGGAUAUCGAACAUACCGCUGGCGGUAUCUCUUCCGACAUAGAUAUGAAAUCUGUUUCUUCGGGAUCAACCCUCAAAUCUUCUAAAAGGACAUCACCUGAUAUGACCAAGAUUAGGAAAACCUAUGAACCUAACAGUCCUCUCGCAAAAUCGCAACUAUCUCACAACUCACUGAGUGUUACAAAAGAUAUAUCUCGAUUACGUGGAUUCGUCGAACGUCUCCCAGGUCAGAAUUCCACUUCGCACUUACACAGAUCAUCACCUUCUUCUUUAUUACCUGCUAGACGAUACAUGACUAAAUCCCACCGACCACAAAUUAUCACCCAUAAAUACAGAGCUAAACCUGGUAAAAUCGAAUUUGGCGCUUGUCUUCCAGGUCAAACUUUCAUAUCGAUCCUCCGAGCUAGACUAUCUGCCCAAGUCACUCGAAGACUCAAAAUCGCCUCGUACAAUGCCCGAACUAAGGAUGGCGCAUGGAGAGAGAUGGUCGGUAAUUGGUGGGGACACAAGGAAGUAUCAGGAUGGACUGAUAAAUGGUGGUUGCCUGAAGAAGUAGAAGUCGAAGCAUUGUUACUUCCUGAAGUUCCCGCUGAAGAUGCAAUCAUGCUUUCUCCACCGUCAAGCCCACGGAUGUUCAAUCGUUCUCGAAAGAGGAUCGUUGACGAAGCUUCGGAUGAUCUCACGAUAGGUGAAGAAGUUGAGGAAAGAUGGGCUAGAAGGAAUCAGCUGAGAAGAGACGAGUUGAAACCUUAUGUCCUUCAGCAACGGGCACGGGUAGAAGCUAGAAAGGUCGAACAGAGACGUGCUAGAGCGGAAGUCAUCAGGAGAAGACUGGAAGAGAUCGCUGAGCAGCGUAGGAUGGAGGAAAUCCAGCGAAGGGAGACUAUCAGGAUGGAAGAAGAGCAACGACACAGGUGCGAAGAAGAACGAUUACAACGGGAGCAAGAAAGGGAAGAACAAGCUAGACUUGAGUUUGAACGGGAGAAUGAGAUUGCUCGACUAUGUCUCCAGCAAGAACAAGAGCAACAACGUGUCGUGGUGGAAGUUCCAUCAAGUCCAGCACGAAGUGAAACUUCUACUGUCCUAUCUGAUCCACCAGAGUACGAGUUCCCUACCUACCCUAUCGCCUUAUCUCGAUCUUCUCAUAUCAACACCGACAGACCCGUACCUAGAGUCCGAAGAGUAAUAUCUGCCCAGUCUGACAUUCUGCCAGAUUACGUACCGGACAGAUGGAACAAUCGAUCGCCACCACCUCCACCACCUUACAACGCCAGAACAGAUUGUCAGACUCUCAUCGCACCGAUCUUCAUCGAGGAUUCAGAUUCUGAUGGUGAAGAUCGGGAAGAUGAGGAAAUAGGAAUUAUUUCUCCAAUGGUUCGAAAUGCAAGAGAGACUUCACCAGAAUUACGAGUGAUUGGAUCUUUCCCUUCCAGACAACUUUUCGCUCCUACGCCUAUUCACGCCACCGCUAGGCAGGUCGAUCCUUUCAGAGCAUUUGUGAAUGCCCUGGACCUCGAGGAAGGUAUGGAAGAAGCCAAUGACGUAGAAGGUCAUUUGGAUGCUCAUACUCAAGAGAACAUGGACGAGGAUGAAGACGAAGACGUGGUGCCCGGUGGGACGGUCGCAAGUGUUUUCCAAAGAGUCUUCGGGAUGGUCUGGGGAAGUUCAGUCUCAAGAAGGUAG
This is a messenger RNA of Kwoniella botswanensis, 2835 nucleotides long. RefSeq lists its product as uncharacterized. Lineage: Eukaryota; Fungi; Basidiomycota; Tremellomycetes; Tremellales; Cryptococcaceae. Bases 1 to 2835 code for a protein of 944 amino acids. The record is from RefSeq and is a predicted model, not a curated record. The transcript is spliced from 3 exons.